AUGAACGGCAAUCACAGAGGCGACGACAUCAAACCCUCAACUUUGAAUGGAGAACAACAGGGAGUCAGGGACGGCGAAGAAGGAUUAUACGCAAACCACGAUAUCAAUCCAAACGUAUUAGCAGAUCAACAGGUGCCUGGUCAGUCUGAAGACGUAGAAGCCAACAUGGAAGUGACAAGGCGAGAGAGUCAAAGUCCUGUUAAACGGACUCCUCCUUCUCCUCGAACAAAAGGUCAAAUCAUCCAUGGUGAAAUGACUCCAUUGACUUUACCAUCUUCCAGUGUUCCUCUGCCGCAAACGCCGAUAAUGACUGGUGAAUCUCCUCUACAAACUCCUACGAAUCAUGAAGAUCUCGUUGGAAUGGAACAGCAUAAACCUAUAGACGUUGAGCAGUCCAGCCUUGCAUCCACAUCAAUAUCAACACCACUCGCUGCAAAGACGGAACGUGGUAGAACACAUUCACUGCCGAUGCAGAAACCGAAAUCAUUUAAUGGAAGAGCACGUUCUGGAUCGAAUCACAAACCAUCACGUAGCUCUAGGAUAGGUGGCGGCCUGACAAAGUAUCAACCUGACGAAGGAUUAUCUGGUAUCGCAUCAGCACCAAUAUCACCAUCUCUACCGCGAAAACUACUAGAUAGUAGUAACCCAUUAUCAUCAGCAACUGUAGAAUUCGCUCCAUGGCAGCACCAAUUCAACAGCGAUUCACCUGAAAUAUCACCAGAAACAUCAUCAAAACAACUUCAUACGCAUCAACGAACGUCUUCCGUGGUGCUAACAUGGAAUGGUCUGCAUGCAGACGAGAAGCCAACUUCAUCAUCGUCCUCGACGAGGCAAAGUGUUGCUUCUGAUAAUAGUAGUAAUGGUAUACCCGGCUCGCCUCCCAAUCCCUUUGCGUCAGAUUCAUCAUCCGUCGGCCAGGAUAUCAAGCUGGAACGGUUUGAGACUGUCAAGCCGCGAUUUGAUUCCCUGUUAUGGCAGUAUAUUGGGCAGGAACUGGCUAGCAACGACUUUGAUGCAUUGACGUUAGUGGACUUGAAGAGAGAACGAGUUCAAAACUUUCUCAGUGUGCCUCAAGAGCUCGAGAAGUAUGUCGAUGCUUCUCGCCUUUAUCACUCUGUGAGAGGUCAAGGUGUUCUCAAGCUAUAUGUCAUUUUCAAUGUCCUCGAGAUUGGAGACAAGCUGUGCUCUGCAUUCGGACACGAUAUACUAGAUUCGUUAUUCUCAAAUACGUCGCAUAGUUCAAGUAGAGCUCACAAUCAUGACCCACGACCAGGAUUAGCACCAGUAACGCACUUGAUUGUAUCCUUCUUAUACGUGUUUGCUCAUUCCAUGUGCUUGUUUUAUCAAGUCAUGACACUGAAUGUGGCAAUCAACUCGUAUAAUAAUGCAUUGUUGACGCUAUUGGUCAGCAAUCAGUUUGUAGAAAUCAAGGGUAGCGUAUUCAAAAAGUUUGAAAAGGAGAAUCUGUUUCAAUUGUCUUGUAGUGAUAUAAUUGAACGCUUCCACCUAUCCGUGUUUCUCGCUGUCAUCACCGUCCGCAAUUACUUGGAAGCAGGGAGCCACGAAGCCAUACAAACAUUUUACGAACUGUCAGCUCCUCUCUUCGCUCCAUCGCAAUGGUUGUCAUUUUUAGAAGUACCCUCUAUAGCCGGAAUCGGAUCAUUCUUGACGUUCCUAAUGUCACUACCCAUCUACCAAACUCUAGAAACUCUCUUGACUCCCAUCGUAGUAGUCUUUGGAUCCGAAGUACUAGUGGACUGGCUAAAACACGCAUUCAUAACUAAAUUCAAUCACAUUCGGCCAGAUGUAUAUAGUAGGUUUCGAGAAUCCUUGUAUCGGGAUCUGGUAAUGGUACGAGGGUGGAAUCUUGAGGAGGAGCCUGAUGAACAGCAGAAUGGGAAUGGAGAUAGUAAUAGUAGAUUCGAUUUCAAUAGUACGGCACUCCCAGGUGAUAUAUUUCCUGAUCGUCAGCGAAGGAGACGAGCUACAUCGAACUUGUUACGGGAUUUUACGUCUGGUCGUAUGUCGCUUGUAGAUCAGUCGCCGGCUGUAGCUAGGCGGAUUGGGUUUGUGUCCCUUCCAUUGGCAUGUCUAUGUAUUCGAGUCAUAUUGCAGUCGCUUGGAAUGUUGGGGUUUCUCAGUACCACGUCGAGGGUCGCUCUUCUCAUGCUGCUGGCAGUCACAUUCAUGACUCUGGUAGCCAUCAAAGUGCUCCUUGGCAUUGAAUUGACUCGAUUUGCGCAUGACGGCUUGGAACGCGCAAUGAAGGCCAAGAAUUCCCCAACAAUGCCAAAAACUCCAUUAUAA
Molecule: messenger RNA, 2307 nt
Organism: Synchytrium microbalum
Lineage: Eukaryota; Fungi; Chytridiomycota; Chytridiomycetes; Synchytriales; Synchytriaceae
Exons: 5
Coding region: 1-2307 (768 amino acids)
Biological process (GO): maintenance of protein localization in endoplasmic reticulum
Cellular component (GO): endoplasmic reticulum membrane
Source: RefSeq, a predicted model, not a curated record